ACAUUUGAUUUGUUGGAUCAGUUGGACGUCGAGUACAAGAAGUUGUUAUCAUCUAAAAAGCCUAACAAUGGAGCUGUGGAUGAGAUUACCAGCACUUCUUCGGCUAACAGUAAAGCCGAUACAAACAAACCGGAUGUCGAAGACAAUGAGACAACGACUGAAGAGUUACCACAAAAUGACAACCAAUCGAGUGAUGAGUCCAUUGGCGACCCGAUUGUCAUAAAGACUGAAAAGCCUGAUCUCGUGUCCACACAAACCACACCUCAAACCAAGAGAUCUCUCGAACUGAAGAGUUACCACAAAAUGACAACCAAUCGAUCCAUUGGCGACCCGAUUGUCAUAAAGACUGAAAAGCCUGAUCUCGUGUCCACACAAACCACACCUCAAACCAAGAGAUCUCUCGAUGGCCUGAACUCAUGUUAUGUAUCCGUCAAACGGCUGAAACUGAUCCCAAAAGUGGUGACAAUGAGUGACAUAAACGCGAGUCCAAGAGCUGUGGAGAUCAAGACGACUCCUAAACCGCUGAUUAAACAGGAAAUUACAUCAGAAAGUGGUUCCAGUAGUGGUGUCGCUAACCCAGUGGUCAUAAGACCUUACACUAAGACAAAGGCCCCGAACAUGGCUUUCCUCAAAGACGUGACGACACCCGCUGUCUGUGCCAUCAGUACCUGCGAUGAGGUGUUCAACGAUUUGAGACAAUACUGCGACCAUUGGUUCGCGGCUCACGUUCAGAACCAGUCUUCGCCGCCAUUCAAGUGUUCAUUCAGUGACUGCAGGGUAUGGGUGGAGACUGCGGAGGAAUAUCAGCGCCAUUUGGACGACAUUCACAACAUCUAUAAGUGUAAUAUCUGUGGGAAGGGAUUCGCUAUGGAAGUGAUGCUCUCGAAGCACGAGAGGUCGUGCACUUUGGCAUCAAAACUGAUGCAUUGGUGUACAGUAUGUAAGCAGAGGUACCAAACCAACGAGGAAUUGGAUCAACACAUGACUGAUUGCCACGUGAUGUGCGAGACGUGCCUCACGUGGCAUACGGACGACGAGCUACUCCUACGCCAUCAGCAGAUGUAUGAGCGGACAGACAUCCACCACUUGUGCGGACAAUGCCAUCAAUUGCUGCUAACGGAACAGAAUCUGGUUUUACAUAACCAUUGGAUGCAUAACCAACCGCUCGUCAGAUGUACGGACAAUGACUGCGAUUACGUGACUGAUAACGAGUCGGACCUCCAGUCCCACGACUGCCGGCCCUCCCAUACCAAGAGCCGCAAAGCCGUCGCUAAAUGGCAUUCCUAUUGCUUUCUGUGUCCACACAAACCCAAAAUGAUAUCCGAAGAGAAACUUCGCGAUCACCUGAUGGCCGCGCAUAAGAUCCAUAGGAAGUCAAUGCCAUACCUGUGCCGCCGGUGUCCGCUAGUGUUUGAAGUGUUGCCCACAUUCGUGAAGCACGUGAGCACCUGUACGUCCGACUCCGCCGAGUGCUACGUUGUCUGCAGAACGUGUCACUCGUGGCACAAGAAUAAGGAGGAACUCAUACGACACUCGCAGUUGUUCUCGAGGACAGACAUCGACUACAUGUGCGGCGAAUGCCAUCAAUUGCUGAUCACUGAAAACAAUAUGGUUUUGCAUAACCAUUGGAUCCAUGCGAAGCAUCUAAUGAAAUGCAAUUCAUGUGAUUUCGUGACCCACUCUGCGGUACAUCUGGGAAAGCACAAGAAGUACCACAACAAGGCAAUCAAUUACUCCAAGCAAGUGAUAUUCCCAUGCUUUGAAUGUCAGCUACAGUUCACCACCGAAGACAGGGUUAGGAAUCACUUGAAUGACAUCCAUAAGUAUCCGAGGAAUGCCAUGCAAUACUUGUGCAAAACGUGUCCACAAGUGUUUGAGUCCAAGAGUCUUAUGCUGAAACACGUGGACACCUGUCGCGGACCAAAGGCUUGCCGUUUAGUAGAUACUCAUACCUCGAGUGAUGAGUCGGACCCGGGGUGGCCUAACCUGGAUAAUCCAGUAAAACAAGAAUCACCUGAUAGCGAUUCCAAUGACAGCCAAUCCAAGAGUAACUUUCAAUUGAUUACAGAAUUAUUGUAUUCAAAGGAUAAGCGAAAAAAGUGA
Oppiella nova is the source of this 2103-nucleotide messenger RNA. NCBI's taxonomy places the organism in Eukaryota, Metazoa, Arthropoda, Arachnida, Sarcoptiformes, Oppiidae. The record is from the annotation of a GenBank genome assembly.